GCGUGUGUGAGCAGUGGGUGAACGCCACUCACUCCAAGGUCUGGUUGACAUUAGUACCUUGUGGCCAGAAGGACUAUUACUAGCUCGGUUGGAGACGACGUCGUGUCCCUUCGUACUUGUCACCCAGCAUCGGUGCCAUGUGUCCCCAAUAGGCGUGUCCUGAUUGACCGUGAUUGGCUUGACGUCAUAAGUCAUGAUCUCCGGGAAGCCAUAACAAUGACGACUCACGUGUUUUAGCCAGUGAACGAGCUUGUGCUGGGCUCUCCCGUGAUUUGAUUGCGUGCCUUGAUUGCGUGUGAGUGAGGAGUGAGUGGCCUCCUCCUCCUCCUCCUCCUCCUCCUCCUCCUCAGUAGUAUGGAUUCCCCUUCUUCGGUCCAGGUCCUGGAUCUGGAUCGCACCUCCUUGGCCACCUCCGGCAUCGGGGAGAGUUUGCACAGCGGGUCGUCGGGCGUGGCCUCUCAAGAGUUGCUGCCGGGCUCGCCCAACCUCUCGCCGCCCCCGCCGGCGUGUCCCUUGGGCGCUAUUUCCAAAUCCUGGCUCCUCCGGCUGUUCGAGAGCAAACUCUUUGACUCGUCCAUGGCCAUGGCCUACGCCUUCAAAUCGAAAGAACCCGGGGUGUUGGGCUACAUUGGCAACAAGUUGUUCACGUACUCGGACCAAGAUCUGGAGUUCUAUUUGCCGCAAAUGGUCAAUAUGUAUCUGAUGCAUCGCGAAGUGGCGGAAGUGUUGCACCCGUACUUGAUUCAUCGGUGCCGCAAGAGUGUGGAUUUUUCGUUGCAAUGCGCUUGGCUUUUGGAGGCGUACGGCUCAAGUGCGAGUGUGCAUUGUAAGAAGAAGGGUCAUGCGGCCAAACUGCGGCAAUUGAUCCUAUCCGGCGAAUUGAUGCCCAAGGCCGCGGCUUUGGAGGCCCGAUUCGUGGACAUGGUGGAUAAAUUCCACCCGAGCCACAAUGGGCGGAUGAAGAACCUGUACCCGUUGAUGGGUCAUAAGAAGACUCAUGUGCGGUCCCGCUCGGACGCCACAGGCUUGAUGAAUUCGCCCUAUCUGAAGCCCUACCACGGCCAUCCGCAUUAUAAUGUCCAUUUCCAAGGCGGUCAUCAGGGACCGCACCCGCAUCAGACCCAUCUGUUGCCGUCCACCUUGUCUCGGUUGUACCCGGAACUCAAGCCACGAUUGGCUUUGGGUGACUUGACCUCGGGUCGAGCCUUCGACAACGGUUGUAGUUGCUUUGAAUCGUGCCAAGCGGCCGUCAACGAUCUCCGAGGCAACCGGACUCAUUGCUCAUGCGGUGCUCCCCGAUUGGCGCCUCAGCAAGAAUUCAUCAAGGUGCUCAUCGGCAUCGGGCGUCUGCUCUCGACCUUGUCGGACAAGGAGGCCAAAACCCAACGGUUGUCGGCCGAACUCACUCUCCUCAAUCUGAAUCUUCCGGCCCGCGUGUGGAUCCCGGUGCAUUCCCAAGAUCUCCAACACUUUGUGGUUCGAAUCCCGCCCCAAGCGGCCUCGGUCCUCAACUCCAAGGACAAGGCGCCCUACAUCAUCUACGUGGAAGUGGUCGAAACCUGUGAUAUGGACACGAGUCCCACACCCGAGAAGAUCACCGGCAACCUCCGCCAUGUGCGGAGUGAAGAACAGAUCAACCCUCCGGAUCACUCCUCGGAGACCAAUUCCUCGUCCUCCUCGUCGACCAGUCACGGCCAUGGCCUGGUCGAGUCCUCAUCCUUGUCCUCCUUGGCUGUGCAUCACAACUUCUACAUGCAGACCAUGGAGGUGGAUUCUCCGGAUUGCUGGUCACAAGACGACGAUGAGUGGACCCUGCAGCAAUAUCCGGGCCGAUAUCGGCGCAAUCUCGACCGUGAUACCAUCUCCCAGAUGAGCAUUGACAGUACGGACUCGCGGGAACCCGUCUUCGUGGCGGCGGGCGAUAUCCGCCGGCGACUCUCCGAGUGUCUCAAGGACGCUCCCUCGGGAUUUCGUCACGAUCCCGAGGACCCAUCUGCCUCCGUUCUCAAGGAGCCUUGGGCAGACAAGGUCAAACGGAUCAAGGAGUCCUCUCCCUACGGGCAUUUGCCCCGUUGGCAAUUGUUGUCUGUUAUCGUGAAAUGCGGGGAUGACUUGCGGCAAGAACUCAUGGCCUAUCAGUUGUUGGUGAUGCUUCAACGCAUUUGGACGGAAGAGCACGUACCUCUGAAGAUCCGACCCUAUCGGAUCUUGGUGCUCUCCAGUGAUUCCGGCAUGUUGGAACCCGUACUGAAUACUGUGUCCCUGCAUCAGAUCAAGAAGCAUAGCAAGAUGUCGCUUUUCGAGUAUUUCAAACAAGAGUUCGGUGAGCCCAAUUCCGAAGGCUUCCUGACUGCUCAGCGGAAGUUUGUGGAGAGUUGUGCCGGAUAUUGCGUGGUCUCGUAUCUAAUACAGGUGAAAGAUCGUCAUAAUGGGAAUAUUCUCUUGGACAAUGAAGGCCAUAUUAUUCAUAUUGACUACGGAUUCAUCCUGUCUUCCUCGCCUCGGAAUUUGGGCUUCGAGAACUCGCCAUUUAAACUCACGCCGGAAUUCGUUGAGGUCAUGGGUGGUCAAGACAGUGAUAUGUUUAAGUAUUUCAAAAUCCUGAUAUUACAAGGCCUCGUGGCGGCCAAGAAACACUCGGACAAAAUCACCUCCAUUGUAGACAUCAUGAGAGCAGGCUCGCAACUGCCGUGCUUCAAUUCGUCUGCAUCGGCAGUCCAAAGUAUGAAGUCUCGAUUUCACAUGAACCUGACCGAAGACCAACUCCACGCAUUAGUGGACAGCAUGGUCGAGCAGUCCAUCUACUCCCUCACCACCAAGAUCUAUGACGGGUUCCAAUACCUCACGAAUGGGAUCCUAUGAAGCACGCGUAUCGUUCUUCCCGCGCGACUUUUUGUAUCACAACUACUCCCUUCGUGCUCUUGCUCUUGUCAGAAUAACUGCGAAUACAACAAUGUUGGUAAUAAUUAGAUUUGUGGCAUAUAUCUUUACACACCGAAA
Messenger RNA from Tigriopus californicus, 3000 nucleotides. RefSeq names its product phosphatidylinositol 4-kinase beta-like (gene fwd). Lineage: Eukaryota; Metazoa; Arthropoda; Copepoda; Harpacticoida; Harpacticidae. Gene Ontology annotation, biological process: phosphatidylinositol-mediated signaling; phosphatidylinositol phosphate biosynthetic process. Gene Ontology annotation, molecular function: 1-phosphatidylinositol 4-kinase activity. Gene Ontology annotation, cellular component: cytoplasm; membrane. Bases 355 to 2862 code for a protein of 835 amino acids. The transcript is spliced from 4 exons. The record is from RefSeq and is a predicted model, not a curated record.